AUCGAAAGUCCAAGGUCGACCAUGUAACACAUUGUUUGUACCCAGAUUAAAAACAUUUUGGUCAUUUACAGCAGGAUCUCUGAGUAAAGAAAAAUGUCAAGAGGGACAGACCUGAAUGGAUUCAUCAGAGGGCUUGAGCAGAUAACAAAGGCACUUCUUCAACAUCAAAGUGGAGAGGCAAAUAGAAUAUGGCAGAAUUCAAACAUUAGGGAAGUAGUAAAAGAUGCUGGUCUAAAAGUUGAAAGAAAGUUGGAAACAUCAACUUAUGGCGCCGGGCAAGUUCAGGAAACUCUCCAGCAGAAAGCUACUGAGAUUGUAGAUGCUGUGAGUUCUGUGAAGAGUCAAGCUGCCAACUUAGCCGGCUCCCUCAGCUCGAUCAAGGAACCGUUUGAGUCUCCGCCUGUGUCUGUGUAUGGAACCGAUCCAUCAUUUGGGGCAAUAGACUCAGAAGAUUUAACAGAUCAAGGAACAGGAAGUGCAUCAAAGCCUCAAGAACUAGAAAAGCCACCAGUUUCGAUACCAAAACAGAAUGUCAAGCCCAGUACCAGAAAUUUCACUCAAGUGGCUGCUUCUUCUGCAGCAACAUUGGCUGCAGCUGCUGCUUCCACGGCAAAGGAAGCUUUGGCAGCUUCAAAACCAAGUAUAAAUGCUGUGAAAGCUGCAGCUGAAGGAUUGACACCCAACCUGGGCAGCAUUCCAGUUACACCUAGAAAGUAUCAGUUACCACCAGAACAAAAGCUGAGUGAACGGGCAAGAGAGAGAAAAGUUCCAGCCACCAGAAUCAGCAGAUUGAUGAGUUAUGGAGGUUUGGCAGCUGGGCUCGGUGUUGGAGCAUUGGCUGAAGUCACGAGGAGGUCGUUGGGUUUGAAAGAAGAAGGUGCGGGUGCAGGAAUCAUGGAUUCCAGCCCUUUUCUCACAGAAGCCAAUGCAGAACGUAUCGUCAAUACACUUUGCAGAGUUCGGGGAGCAGCACUUAAACUGGGACAAAUGCUGAGUAUUCAAGAUAACUCUUUCAUGAACCCACAGUUACAACAGAUCUUUGAGAGGGUGAGGCAGAGUGCAGAUUUCAUGCCUUCCUGGCAAAUGAAUAAAGCACUGAACAAAGAGCUUGGUUCUGACUGGCAGGAAAAGAUGUCCAGCUUUGAUGAUAAACCUUUUGCAGCUGCUUCUAUAGGACAAGUCCACAAAGGGACUUUGACCAAUGGCAUGGAUGUGGCGAUGAAGAUUCAGUACCCCGGUGUUGGAGAAAGCAUAGACUCGGACAUCAACAAUCUGCUGGCUGUGAUGAAUGUGUGGAAAAUUUUGCCUGAAGGUUUAUAUGUGGACAGUGUUAUUGCUUCAGCAAGAAGAGAACUGGCCUGGGAGGUGGAUUACAUCAGGGAAGCAGAGUGUUCUAGGAAAUUCAGAGCUCUGUUGAAAGAUGAUCAAUUUUUGUACGUCCCCGAAGUGAUAGAAAGUCUCAGUUCUAAAGGAGUGCUUACCUCAGAAUAUGUGGAAGGACUUCCAGUAGACCAAUGUUUAGAUAUGGACCAAGAGACGAAGAACAAGAUCUGCAAGGCCGUUUUAGAACUUUGCUUGAAGGAGUUAUUUGUAUGGAGGUUUAUGCAGACAGACCCCAACUGGUCGAACUUUUUCUACAAUCCACAGAGUGAUAAGCUUAUUCUGUUAGACUUUGGAGCGAGUAGAGAUUUCAGCAAGUCUUUUGUAGACCGAUACAUGCGAGUGAUCCGGGCAGCAGCAGAUGGAGACAGUCAGCAGGUUCUCGUCAGAUCACGAGAAGUAGGUUUUCUCACUGGAUAUGAGACGAAGGUGAUGGAAGAGGCUCACUGUGAUGCUGUCAUGAUCCUGGGGGAAGCGUUCUCCGACAAGGCUUUUGAUUUUGGCCAUCAGAGCACGACGGCCCGCAUACAGAACAUCAUCCCCGUGAUGCUGAAGCACAGACUGACAGCACCACCAGAGGAGACCUACUCCUUGCACCGUAAAAUGUCGGGAGCAUUUUUGUUGUGUACCAAGUUAGGAGGGGUGGUGGACUGUAGGAGUUUGUUUGAAGAAACGUGGGCCCACUUCAGGUUUGAGGAAAAUGAAAACCUUGAACUAUGAUUGCCGGUUGUAGGGUGGAGGGGGGUUUGGGUUGCUAUUUUUCUGUACUGAGACUUUGGCCUCAGAAAACGAAUAUCUCAGGCUAUGUUGAAACUCCAGUUCUUAGAAUAGAUGUGCAUGCAAGAAGCCUUGUUUUGAAUGAGGGAGUGAAAAAUUGCGUUGGUGAUUGGCAGGUUAUUUGCGGAGCAGGUUUCAUCAAAAUGUUGACACAGUUAAUACUUACUCAUAGAAGUUGAGUAUUUUUUAAAAUCUCCAUCAGAAGCAGGUGAAUGCAAAGCUUUGGAGCCAGUGGUGAAAAAGUUUGAAAGAGCUGAAUGAUGAGUAGAGGUUCAUAUACUGCAGCUGCAAAGCACUAAGAAGAACCAGGUUGAGGUGAAGAUUUGUCAGCUGUAGUUUGAAUGUAGCUGCGCUGACUGGCAAAAGGUGGUGCCAGUCCAUGGUGAAAGUGAUCAUUUGGUACAGCAUAAUGGACUCCAGAAUCCAAUCUAAUCUCGUGUACUGUGGUCAUUUAGUUUGAUAAAUCUGCUCUGAAACUCAUGACUGGAAUUUGAUAGUUUGUCUAACUUUAAUGUGAAAAAUUAACGACCUAGUCUGACUGAAUUGCAAUUUGUUCUUUCAUCAGCAUUAUGCUCCCUUCCUAAUAAUAGUAAUAUUGCAUUAUAGCCUUCUAUUGUAUCGUUGUGUUUUGUUUCUUGAGCAGUAGUUCUAUACAGUUUUUUUGUGUUAUUGUUUUAGUUUUGUGGAGUUGUGGAGUGAGUUUAUUGUUGGCAAGGCACAGUCAAAUCUCAUUAUACCACCACCCUUGGGGACGAGCAUGAAGAUGAUGGAAUAGUGGGGCUGGCGGUUUAAUGGGGAUCCUCUGUUAAAUAACCCUGGCUGCUGAACGGCAAGGGAAAUGUUGUGUUUGAAAAGUCUUUUUGUUGGUGAUUUAUUUGUGUGUAAUGUAGGCCUAUUUAGAGCUGUCUUUCUGUGUGUGUGUGUGUGUGUGUGUGUGUGUGUAUGUGUGUGUGUGUGUGUGAGUGUGUAUUUGUGUGUGUGUGUGUGUGUGUGUGUGUGUGUUCAAAUUCAAAUCCAGUGGGACUUAAUGUAAAUUUAGAUUUAAAAUUACAGCUGGGACAGUAUGGCUAUCAAAAGCAUGUCCGUAAUUUUUUUCUGAUCCCGACAAACUGCUGUGCGAAGUGUGGGUGACAUUUAUUCACUAUGAACCGCACUAGAGUAUACUGUUUUGAUUUUAUAGUAAUCUCUCAUGAAAAGGGUUACUACUGUACAUCUGAAAUAAAAGUAAUGAAAGAAUUCAU
Molecule: messenger RNA, 3398 nt
Organism: Aplysia californica (California sea hare)
Lineage: Eukaryota; Metazoa; Mollusca; Gastropoda; Aplysiida; Aplysiidae
Product: atypical kinase COQ8B, mitochondrial
Exons: 16
Coding region: 94-2100 (668 amino acids)
Biological process (GO): ubiquinone biosynthetic process
Cellular component (GO): extrinsic component of mitochondrial inner membrane
Molecular function (GO): kinase activity
Source: RefSeq, a predicted model, not a curated record